CUGUCCACCCAGAUAAGGCCGGGGGGUAGCAGGGACCCAGGCACUGUGCCCAUCCCCCCUGCCAUGUGGGAACUGCGGUCAGCCUCCUUUUGGAGGGCCAUAUUUGCGGAGUUCUUUGCUACCCUCUUCUAUGUCUUCUUUGGGCUGGGGUCCUCAUUGCGUUGGGCUCCUGGACCCCUGCAUGUGCUGCAGGUGGCAAUGGCCUUUGGCUUGGCUCUGGCUACGCUGGUGCAGUCUGUGGGCCACAUCAGUGGAGCCCACGUCAAUCCUGCAGUCACUUUUGCUUUCCUUGUGGGCUCCCAGAUGUCCCUGCUCCGUGCCUUCUGCUAUAUGGCAGCCCAGCUCCUGGGAGCUGUGGCUGGGGCCGCUGUGCUGUAUAGUGUUACCCCGCCUGCCGUCCGAGGAAACCUAGCACUCAACACGUUGCACCCUGGGGUAAGCGUGGGCCAGGCCACCACAGUGGAGAUCUUCCUGACGCUCCAGUUUGUGCUCUGCAUCUUUGCCACAUACGACGAGAGGCGGAAUGGCCGACUGGGCUCCGUGGCCCUGGCCGUUGGCUUCUCCCUUGCCUUGGGGCACCUCUUUGGGAUGUAUUAUACUGGUGCAGGCAUGAAUCCUGCCCGCUCCUUUGCUCCUGCCAUUCUCACUGGGAACUUCACCAACCACUGGGUGUACUGGGUGGGCCCAAUCAUUGGAGGGGGUCUGGGCAGCCUCCUCUACGACUUUCUCCUCUUCCCCCGGCUCAAGAGUAUUUCUGAGAGACUGUCUGUCCUCAAAGGUGCCAAACCCAAUGACUCCAAUGGACAACCAGAGGUCACAGGGGAACCUGUUGAACUGAAGACCCAGGCCCUGUAGAAGCUCCAGCUGAAUAGAGGGAGUAGAAAUCUUCUGAGUUUAUGCAGAGGGUUGAGCCAGCCCCUAGAUGAAGAAACAGACUGUGGGGAGGGGCAUGUACUUCUUUAUUGUUUAACUUAUGUAUGUGGUUUUUCUCUUUUUCCUUUUGCUGUGUGAAAUCUUUCAAGCUGCAUUCACGAGCUGGUUGGUGCAAACCUCCCUUCCUCCCCGUCCCACCUCCCUUCGCCGUGUGUGCUGAUUGUGCAUAUGAAUGUGAGUGAGUGUGGCUGGGGCAUGAGAGCUAAGGAAGCAAAAAGAGGUGCCAUCCUAUACCUCCCUUCCUCGACCCAGAUGGUGAGUACAGGGUAACUGACACCUUAUGUUUCUGGCCUUUACCCUGAUGCCAGUCAAGUGUGUGGCUCUUGAUUUAUGAGGGAACAGAAAGUGGAAAGUUACUCCUCACACGAGGCGGAUGGAGAGAAGUGGAGGGGACAAGGCAUUCCAAGGUUUAGGAGAAAAACUCAAGGGAGGUGAGUGGUGAAAAUGAAGGUAUUAGCCCCAGAUCAGGAUGCAAGUGUUCCAAAAAAUUGGGGGGAAGUUAAUGUGAACAUACAGCCUACAUAUCUCAGGGAUGCUUGCCCCAGGGGCUUGGGUGGGGAAGUAGCUCUGAGAAAAGUGAACACUAGGAUUUGAGCUAUUCUGUAAAGGCAUGUAAACCUGUCUACAUCCACUGGCUGGUUGUGUUCAUUCUGGCAUAAUGGAUCUCUUUGGAGGUCUUGGGCCAAGGAGCUUCUAACCUAAAUAAGGCUUGGGCAAGCCUAGAAUCUAGAAAAUGAAGCAGCUUAUCUGGUCAGCCUGACAUCCACUGGUGUGGCCACCUGGCAGAUGGUAUUUAAGUCCCACAAUUGUUCCCUAAGGCCAACACAGGAAGUCUGACUCCUGGAGCAAAUAAAUGUAGGGGUGGUAGUAGGGGGCAUAAAGGGAGAGGCUUUGACUCUGUUUUAAAUUAUUUAGAGCUAAUCAAAACACUCCUCAAAUGGCAUCUUUCUGCUUUUAUCACUAGUUCCGUGUUUUGUUUUGUGUCUGUGUAUUUUCAUUUCUCUGUCAUCUGUCUUUCUUUUUCUUUUUUUAUUUUAAGACGUGGUUUCCCCAUGUUGGUCAGGCUGGUCUUGAACUCCCGACCUCAGGUGAUCCGCCCACCUUGGCCUCCAAAGUGCUUGGAUUACAGGCGUGAGCCACCAUGUCCAGCUGUCAUCUGUCCUUUCAUCUUGAAGCAAAUAUCUUCUAACUCCCUCAUACCCCAGAAAUUGAUUCAUUUUAUUCAACUGCAUAACAAUUCAGGAGAUUAUUAUUCAUUUGCGCCUAUCUUCUUCUUUUUAGAGAGGGGGGUUCUUACUAUGUUGCCCAGGUUGGAGUGUAAUGGCUAUUCACAGGCACAACCAUGGCACACUAUAGCCUAGAAAUCCUGGGCUAAAGCGAUUUUCCUGCCUCAGCCUCCCCAGUAGCUGGGGUCCAUAGCAGAGCCCUGUUAUCUUCUCUUGUGGGCAAGAUCAUAUCAGCAGAGGCCAGAAGAGACCCUCAACUGAUCAGUGAAUAUUUAUGGUUGCUCUCUUCCUUUUAUGAGUCUCUUGUAUACUUCGCAAGCUUUAAAGAUAUACCUAUAAUGCAACAGACAUCCCUCACCCCAGAAGACUAUUCCUCCCUACACUUCAGCUCUUCACUUCCUCCCAAAUAAAACCUAACUUUUCUAACUAACUAUUUAAGACUUGGAAUAGUCCGCUUGACUAGAAGAAGGGGAAGAAUGUUGGUAAAUUCACCUCUAAUCGGACUUUCAUUCUAUAAUUCAGCAGAAAAUUCAUAGCGCUGUGAUUUUUAGAUCCCUUGUAAGGGAUCGACGUCACAUUAAACAAUCCCCGCACUCGC
Molecule: messenger RNA, 2757 nt
Organism: Callithrix jacchus (white-tufted-ear marmoset)
Lineage: Eukaryota; Metazoa; Chordata; Mammalia; Primates; Cebidae
Gene: MIP
Product: major intrinsic protein of lens fiber
Biological process (GO): water transport; transmembrane transport
Cellular component (GO): plasma membrane; apical plasma membrane
Molecular function (GO): water channel activity
Source: RefSeq, a predicted model, not a curated record